AUGGAUAAGACAGAAAUGGAAAUAUUUCAAGAUGUUAAUGAGACAAUGCAAUCAAAUACUUCCGGAACUACCAUUGAAGCUGAUGCACAACAGGAUAAUAUAUCGAUUGCAGAUGUACUGCGGCAAACUGCCAAUGCAUUUUUGCGUGACAAGUAUCUUCAAGGCUUUGAAUUUCAAGAAGACUAUUAUUAUAAUCCAGUGACAGGCUAUUAUUAUGAUCAAAACACUGCCUUAUUCUAUCAUCCGUCAACGAAUUGUUAUUAUUAUUAUGACAAUCAAACAGAUAGUUAUGUAUAUUACACAAGAAUUCCUUGUGAACAUAUUUGGACAGAUAAACUGGCUGAGCGGAAAGCAGUGGCUAUGUUAGGAGAAUCAUUCGCUGCGGGUAUGACGCAAGAUGAAGUGGACGUCUUCGAGUGUUUGAAUUCGUUAUUGAAAAUUGUUUUACAAAUGUUUGAUAGCAGCAACUUUGAUUGUGACAUAUUGGAUGAUGAAAUAAGUACUCACAUACAAGAAGAAAGAAUGGAUUAUGCUCCAUGUGUUCGUAUUGUUGAAAAAACUAGUGGUGCGCUACAUAUAGUUACAAUUACUGGUGCUAAAAUUGGAACUGCUCCCGAUUGUGAGAUUCAGUUAUCUGCGGAGCAGAUUUCAAAGAGUGAAUAUAGUGCUGUUUUCAAUUAUGACGAAACAAAGCAAAGAUAUUUCGUGACAGUCAAGGGAAGAGAGCCGGAAGUUUUCUGCAAUAAAUUGAAGAUUGAUGUGGAUGAAAUUGUAGCUAUUGAUCAUGGCGAUGAAUGGCAAUUUGGAGAACAAGAAUUUUUAGCUCACAUCCACUACGGAACGAAUACGUGUGCUUCAUGCGAACCUGGUUUGCUGAGAAACGAUCAAGUUGUAAUGUUGGGUUCUAAUGAUCAUCCACCAGCUGGAAAAAUAUCAAAGGAAACACUGAGACGGAGAAAUUUACGAAAUAUGAAGAAACAAUAUGGUAUUUUUGAUGAUGGAGAAGAACAUUAUCGAUGUAAGUAUCAAAAAAAGGAACAAAAUUUAUUGCGUAACAGUGACGACAAGGAUAAAUCAAUCUAUGCAAACUGUUUGGCAAAACCAGUGCCAGAAAUGAUUGCUGCAUCAACAAAUGCGAUUCCGCCACCAUCAAAAAUGUUAAAUGAAAGUAAUAGAGGAUUUGAUAUGCUUAAACGAAUGGGCUGGAAACAAGGCACCGGUUUGGGACGAAGGGAAGAUGGAAUUAUAGAGCCGGUGAUUGGUGAAGUCCGUUCUAACAGGGCUGGACUUGGACUGAAAAAUGAGGUCAAAUUUGAAGUGUCAAAAAAGCGAGAUAAAAGACAGUGUUUGCUGGAAAUUACAAGGCAACGUUUCCAAAAAGCUGAAAUUUUUCCUGUAAAUGGCUAUGAAACUGAUACAUUGUGA
Messenger RNA from Cercopithifilaria johnstoni, 1425 nucleotides. The record is from the annotation of a GenBank genome assembly. NCBI's taxonomy places the organism in Eukaryota, Metazoa, Nematoda, Chromadorea, Rhabditida, Onchocercidae.